CUUACAGAUAAAAUAAUUAGUAGUCAUUGUGAGAUAAUGUUGAUCAAAGCAAUAUUUUUGGUGGCCACUGCGUUAUCAUGCACAGAAAGUUACAAAAUCUUGGGAAUUUUUCCCAUGCCUGGGAUAAGCCAUUACAUUUUAGCUUCAAAAUUGAUGAAGGGACUGAGUGAAGCUGGACACGAUAUCACUAUGGUGAGCCCUUAUGCUUUGAAGGACUUGCCAAAAAAUGGAACUUUCACUGAUGUGGUACUUGAUGGAAUGGCUGAUGAUUAUUUUCAAAUUACACUCAAACACGUGAAUCGAUUCGAGGGCGAUAGUAAAGGCCACAUAGCAAGUUUAAAUAUGAUCCUAAAUAGAUUCAUAAAAAUUGCCAACGACACUCUGCACCAUCCAAAGAUGAAGCAACUAGUCGACUCUGAUCAAAAAUUUGAUGCUGUGGUAAUGGAACAGUUUUUCAAUGAUGCGCAUAAAGUUUACGCGCAUAUAUUUGAUUGUCCUCUAAUACUCUUAAGUAGUAUUGGGCCAAACAGCAUGGUGAAUCCUACAGUAGGCAAUCCACAACCGGUUUCGUACGUACCUCACCUUAUCGCAGGAGAUAUUUCCAAAAAUUUAUCGUUAUACAACAGAGCAAAAAAUUUGUAUUUAUACAUAGAAGAAUUCUUAUUUAUACGGGUAUUCACACAUCCAAAACAUGAUCAGAUAAUCCAUGAUAUCUACCCAAAUUCACCUGCCUUAUCUCAACUCUACAAGAACGUAUCCCUUCUUUUGCUAAAUUCGCACAUAAGCUUGAAUGGCCCGCAGCCUAUGGUACCAAACAUGGUGGAAAUUGGAGGGUACUUUAUUGACCCACCCCAAAAACUACCCCAGGAUUUACAAGAGUAUAUGGACAAUGCUCCAGAGGGGGUAAUAUACUUCAGUAUGGGUUCCAACUUGGAAAGCAAAGAUUUACCUGAGACAAAAAAACGUGCCAUACUGAACGUACUUGGAAAGCUCAAUCAGAAAGUUAUUUGGAAGUUUGAAGAGGAUUUACCUGGGAAACCUUCGAACGUUUUGAUCAGAAAAUGGUGUCCACAACAAGAUAUUUUAGCUCAUCCAAACAUCAAGCUCUUUAUCACUCAUGGAGGCCUUCUAAGUACCACCGAAGCAAUUUACCACGGAGUACCAGUUCUUGCCAUUCCAGUGUUCGCUGAUCAGCCAAUGAAUGCAGCACGGGCUGCAGCAGAUGGUUACGGACUGAAAUUAUCAUACCACGAUCCAGAUUUCAAUGAAGAAACCUUAACUUCAUUGAUCAAUGAGCUUUUAACGAAUUCAAAAUACGCGGAAACUGCAAAAAGAAAAGCGAGUUUGUACCAUGACAGAACCAUGAAACCUAUGGAAACUGCAGUGUAUUGGGUUGAAUAUGUGAUAAGACAUAAGGGGGCGACGCAUUUGCGUGUAGCUGGAUUAAAUUUGCCUUGGUAUAAGUAUUUUUUGGUUGAUAUUGUAGGGAGUUUUGUAGCUAGUUUUCUGUUAGUGUUGUACAUUGUAAAACGAAUAAUUAAAACAGUGUUUUGUAAAACUAAAAUAGUUGGAAGAAUGAACAAAGAAAAGAAGAAUUAAUAGUUAUUUAUAUACCAAGUGAGUUAGGUACAUUAAUAAACAUUUCA
Ceutorhynchus assimilis (cabbage seed weevil) is the source of this 1646-nucleotide messenger RNA. NCBI's taxonomy places the organism in Eukaryota, Metazoa, Arthropoda, Insecta, Coleoptera, Curculionidae. The record is from the annotation of a GenBank genome assembly.